Messenger RNA from Pisolithus orientalis, 570 nucleotides. RefSeq lists its product as uncharacterized. The record is from RefSeq and is a predicted model, not a curated record. The transcript has a single exon. Lineage: Eukaryota; Fungi; Basidiomycota; Agaricomycetes; Boletales; Pisolithaceae. The coding region runs from base 1 to 570 and encodes 189 amino acids.
AUGGAUGCGCCUUGGUCUAGUGGUGUCGUUCCUGCGACCUUCCAGACUCCGCAUAACAAGAAUGCGAUAUCUCCGAAAGAGUUCCUAGAGUUCCUGCAUUCUAUCCAGGCGUCCCUCCACCAGGAUGGCGUGGCUACCCGAAACAAGGAUGGAUGGGUUAUAAUGAUCUCCGGCCUUUCUGACUUUUGGGGUUCUUUUCCAUUCCUUACCUCCGCGUCGCGAGGAACUAGUAACGAACGCAUCACCCUCACCCAUUAUGGCUUAGGCAUACUUCAGUAUCUCUCAGGAGAAUUCGAACGCGUCUUCUCCGGGGAGGAUGAGUUGCUAAGAAAGUUAUCUGUGUCCCUACUUGGGCUCUGCGUAGCAACAGAGGCGUGGCUGGAAGUAGAGGAGAACGGUCCUGAAGACAGCAAGAACCCAUCCACCUUGUACAAGAAAGCUUCCAGCAUCUUAGUCAAUCUCCUUCGGGAAUGGCUCGAGUAUUUCCCUCAAAAUACGGAAUAUACUGCAGUGCCCUCAGUGGCUUUGGGGUUUCUGUCUGAAACGCUUGACGUGACUCAUGGUGUGUAA